Messenger RNA from Gekko japonicus, 3541 nucleotides. It is a transcript of the gene MYO1F, whose product is annotated as myosin IF. Gene Ontology annotation, molecular function: microfilament motor activity; ATP binding; actin filament binding. Gene Ontology annotation, cellular component: vesicle; plasma membrane; myosin complex. The record is from RefSeq and is a predicted model, not a curated record. Gene Ontology annotation, biological process: actin filament organization; vesicle transport along actin filament. The transcript has 26 exons. The coding region runs from base 138 to 3170 and encodes 1010 amino acids. NCBI's taxonomy places the organism in Eukaryota, Metazoa, Chordata, Lepidosauria, Squamata, Gekkonidae.
UGCUGUUGCAAGUGCAGCAGACGAGCCUCUCCCCCUGGGGGCACAGCCAUGUCCCCUGGAGGGACUCAGUGACUCCUUCUAUUUACCUGGCAGUCUUGGUGGCGGUGGGGUGGAGCUUGCCACACCAGAAAGCAGCCAUGGGCAGCAAGGAGCGGUUCCAUUGGCAGAGCCACAACGUCAAACAGAGCGGAGUGGACGACAUGGUCCUUCUCUCCAAAAUCCACGAAGAUGCCAUUGUUGAAAACCUGAAGAAGCGUUUCAUGGAUGACUAUAUCUUUACCUACAUCGGACCGGUCCUGAUCUCUGUCAACCCCUUUAAACAGAUGCCCUACUUCACUGACCGGGAAGUUGAACUAUACCAAGGAGCGGCUCAGUAUGAAAACCCACCCCACAUCUACGCGCUGACGGACAACAUGUACCGCAACAUGCUCAUCGAUGGGGAAAACCAGUGUGUCAUUAUCAGUGGCGAAAGCGGAGCCGGGAAGACGGUGGCUGCCAAGUACAUCAUGGGCUACAUUUCCAAAGUAUCCGGGGGUGGAGAGAAAGUGCAGCACGUCAAAGACAUAAUCCUCCAGUCUAACCCACGGCUAGAAGCUUUCGGCAAUGCCAAGACUGUCCGGAACAACAAUUCCAGCCGAUUUGGGAAGUACUUUGAGAUUCAGUUCAGUCGAGGAGGUGAGCCAGACGGAGGGAAGAUCUCCAACUUCCUGUUGGAAAAAUCCCGGGUGGUAAGCCAGAACGAGAGCGAGAGGAACUUUCACGUUUACUAUCAGCUCAUUGAAGGAGCCUCGCAGCAGCAGAAACAAAACCUGGGGCUCAUGAAUCCCGACUAUUACUAUUACCUAAACCAGUCGGAAACGUAUAAAGUCGAUGGCACGGACGACCGAAGCGAGUUUCAGGAUACUAUGAACGCUAUGGACGUGAUUGGCAUCUCGGGUCAAGAUCAGCAGCUUGUGCUACAGAUUGUGGCCGGCAUCCUUCAUCUCGGCAAUAUCGGAUUCCAGGAGCAAGGCAACUAUGCCCAGGUGGAGACUCCUGACUCGCUCGCUUUUCCUGCCUACCUCUUGGGGAUUGACCAGACCCGCCUUGAGGAGAAGUUGACGAGCAGGAAGAUGGACAGCAAAUGGGGAGGCCGGUCGGAGUCCAUCCAUGUAACUCUCAAUGUUGAGCAAGCUUCCUAUACCCGUGAUGCCCUUGCCAAGGGCCUCUACUCUCGUGUCUUUGACUUCCUUGUGGAGUCUAUCAAUAAAGCCAUGCGGAAGCCAAACGAAGAGUAUAGCGUGGGUGUGCUGGACAUUUAUGGGUUUGAAAUAUUUCAGAGAAAUGGCUUUGAACAAUUCUGCAUCAAUUUUGUGAAUGAAAAACUUCAACAGAUUUUCAUUGAGCUGACCCUCAAAGCAGAGCAGGAAGAAUACGUGCAGGAAGGUAUCAAGUGGACCCCCAUUGAGUAUUUCAACAACAAGGUUGUCUGUGACCUCAUUGAAAACAAGGUGAAUCCUCCAGGCAUCAUGAGUGUUUUGGAUGAUGUGUGCGCCACGGUGUAUGCUAAGGGCGAAGGUGCGGACCAGACGCUCCUGCAGAAGCUCCAGUCGGCUGUGGGAACCCACGAGCAUUUCAACGGAUCGAGUUCGGGAUUCAUCAUCCACCACUACGCUGGCAAGGUGUCCUAUGACGUCAGCGGCUUUUGUGAGAGGAAUCGGGAUGUGCUGUUCACCGAUCUGAUAGAGCUGAUGCAGAGCAGUGACUUCGGCUUCAUUCGGGCACUGUUCCCCGAAAAACUUGAUGCCGACAAAAAGGGACGUCCCACCACAGUCGGUACCAAAAUCAAGAAACAGGCCAACGACCUUGUGAAUACCCUGAUGAAGUGCACACCCCAUUAUAUCCGCUGCAUUAAGCCCAACGAGACCAAGAGGCCUAGAGACUGGGAAGAGAGCCGGGUGAAGCACCAAGUGGAAUAUCUGGGCUUGAAGGAGAAUAUCCGUGUCCGCAGAGCUGGGUUUGCCUAUCGCAGGCUGUUCCAGAAAUUCCUUCAGAGGUAUGCCAUCCUGACCCCAGAGACAUGGCCCAGGUGGCGGGGAGACGAGCGCCAAGGGGUCCAGCACUUGUUGAGAUCCGUCAAUAUGGAUAUGGACCAGUACCAGAUGGGCCGCACAAAGGUUUUUGUCAAGAACCCAGAAUCGCCCAUUAAACGUGAUUUCAUCUUGACCCCCAAAUACUUCUACCUAAUUGGCCGCGAGAAGGUGAAGAAAGGCCCGGAAAAGGGCCAGAUCCGGGAAGUGCUGAAGAAGAAGGUGGAGAUCCAGGCUGUCCACAGGGUAUCCCUCAGCACCAGGCAGGAUGACUUCUUCAUCCUUCAUGAAGCCGAGGCCGACACUCUCCUGGAGUCCAUCUUCAAGACGGAACUCGUCAGCCUGCUCUGCAAACGCUACGAAGAGGCGACCCACAACAAGCUCCAGCUCAGCUUUAGUGACACACUACAGUUCCGUGUGAAGAAGGAAGGCUGGGGCGGAGGGGGGACCCGAACGGUGACUUUCCUCAGUGGGCAGGGAAGCGUGGCUGUCCUCAAAGCAGCAGGGAAAGCUCUUUCGGUCAGCAUUGGAAGUGGACUCCCGAAGAACUCCAAACCCACCAGGAAAGGACUCCAGACAACCAAAGGUUCCCACACGCGCCUGCCCCCACCACGAGCCGCCCCGCCAGCCCCAAGAGGGAGAACUCUCGCAGCAGGACCCUGCAGGAAUGGGGCCCCGCAGUUUCCUCGGAACAGCACCCGGGGGCCAGACAACACAUACACCACGCCCCAAAGGCAGGGGCAACGGCCCCCGGCCACCGCCCUGCCCAAGCAAGGCCAGGCUCGGCGGCCCAAGGCAAGACAACCUUCUGAGCACAACCUGGACUUCCUCAACGUUCCGGAUGAAGGGAUGGCUGGGGCACAAAGGAAGAAAAGCAUCGGGCAACGGCCACUUCCGGCCCGACCGAAGCCACCCCAGCCGAGGCCCUCGGGCCCCCGCUGCCAAGCUCUGUACCAGUACCACGGGCAGGAUGUGGAUGAGCUCAGCUUCAAUGUAGGAGAUGUUAUAGACAUCCUGAUGGAAGAUGUCUCCGGCUGGUGGAAGGGCCGUCUCCACGGGCAAGAAGGGCUUUUCCCUGGGAAUUACGUACAGAAGAUUUGAGCAGAGUCAGAGGCCCAGGAGCAGGAUGAAGGCACCGAGUCAGUGAGGACGCUCUGAACUGCCCCAUAAAACUGAGCGAGCGCUUAUGGCUAACUAUGGGAGGAGCUUGGUUCAACAAAGCUGGAGGAAGAGGUCUCUCUCGGUAACUGUCUGAAAGCAGAAGGACUGGCCAAGGGCUGUCUCUGCCCUCCUUUGUUUUACGGCUGAGAUCACCAAAAAAGGGGGAGAAGCAGAACCAACCCUAACUCACCCUAGCAUGUGUGUUGUUUACUCAUUAGCUGCCUGGUGCUAUUUGGCCAAGGGAAGGGUGGUGGUGGAAGUCUUCUAAGGAACAGAAGCUCCUCAGCACAGACCCACAGAUAUCUCAUAGC